Molecule: messenger RNA, 685 nt
Organism: Homalodisca vitripennis (glassy-winged sharpshooter)
Lineage: Eukaryota; Metazoa; Arthropoda; Insecta; Hemiptera; Cicadellidae
Exons: 3
Coding region: 104-631 (175 amino acids)
Source: RefSeq, a predicted model, not a curated record
GAUAUUCAUGGUUUUAUUUUAUACCAUUCAGUAAGACGACGAUAAACUUCUGACUACAUUCAGUCUCGAUUCACUCGUUCCAAGGUAUACAACACAUAAGGAAAUGAUGUUUAAGAAACUUAUCUUUUUCUGCCUGGUGGUAGCGAUAGUUCGCAGCGAUACAACGGAAGAAGUCUCCAGCUCCAUAGAUACAUCUCCCACAACAUCCAGCAUUGAGAACCUAACUUUAGAAGAACUAAAGAAACACGGGGCGAACCCAAAGAAUAAAGGAAUUUCUCUCCGUUCCUCAGACUCGCUUUUCGGACUCGGGAUCGGUGCAAAUCUCCUAGGAGUGCAUGCAGGCGCAGGUAUAGGCCAUGGCCGUGGAGGCUAUGGUGAUAUGGGGCCAAGGAUUUGUUGGCAAACCUGCAGGAGGCCAAUACCCACAAUAUCCACAGUAUCCAAAUUAUCCAUACCCUACGUAUAUGCAACCACAACCAUACUACCUGCCAGCAGCUCGUCUACACCAGUGAACGUCUCAAGGAAUGCUACUAUCGACACCUCCAACGUGUUACCUUCCCUCUUGCACAUACAUGGAUUUCAGUUUGAGAUCUCAUUGAAUAUGGAUCUCCAUAUAAACUUAACUAUUUAGCACUACUCAAAUAUAUAUUGUCAUGAAUGACGCAUUAAAAAAUUAAUCAAAUUA